UUAUUCUUAUUUUUAUAUUUUUCUUUUCGUUUUCCAUUUUCAUUUUCCAUUUUCCCCCCUUUCCCAUUCUCAUUUUCACAUUUCAUUCUCCUUUUCUCCUCUCCCCUAUUUUCAUUCCUCUCCCCAUUCCCUGCUCCCUUCCUGAUCCCCCUUCCCUCCCCCUUCCCCCCUGCUUCCUCUCCCCGUCUCCCCCAUUUCCCCCCCGUUCUCAACCCCCUUCCCGUUCCCAUUCCCGUCCCCAUGCCGGGCCCCCGGGGGGCGCGGGCCGGGCUCCGGGGCGGCGGGUGCGGGGCGCGGGCCGCGCCGGGGGGGUGCCGGGCCCCCGCUUAGCCGGGCCGCCCCCCCCCCCAGCCUCCAGGAGCCAUUUUGUGUCCCCCCCCCCCCGUCCCGGAUCCCCUUUGCCCAGGUAGGUCGGGCUGGGAGGGGGCUCGCCAGGGCCCCCCCCGCCCCUCACGCAGCAUUUUUAGACCCUUUUGGGGGGCUAAACCCACGUUUUUCACCCCUUUUUCUCUCUCCCCCCCCCCCCCCCCCCCCCAUCCAUCCAUCCCUCCAUCCAGCCGGGCCGGGAGCAGGGGGGGGCCCUGAGCCACUUCUUCCUUAGGACGCCGCCAUCCCCAGAUGAUGGUGAAUGAUGAACGUGCCACACCAUGAAGCUCUUGUGGCAGGUAACUGUGCACCAUCACCACCACCACCGCCACCGCCGCUGCCGUGCCUGGAGAGCUGCUCUCAUCUCCUACUUGACGGUGCACGCCUGGAUCCUCUACGUGGCCGUUGCCACCGCUGCCGCCUCCCCUGGAGCCCCCGCUUGCCCCUCGGUUUGCUCCUGCAGUAACCAGUUGAGCAAAGUGGUGUGCACCCGGCGCGGCUUGGCCGAGGUGCCCCCCGGCAUCCCCUCCAACACCCGGUACCUCAACCUGAUGGAGAACAACAUCCAGAUGAUCCAGGCGGACACGUUCCGCCACCUGCAUCACCUGGAGGUCCUGCAGUUGGGCAGGAACGCCAUCCGGCAGAUCGAGGUUGGGGCUUUCAACGGGUUGGCCAGUCUCAACACCUUGGAGCUCUUUGACAACUGGUUAACCGUCAUCCCCAGCGGGGCCUUUGAGUACCUGUCCAAGCUGAGGGAGCUGUGGUUGAGGAACAACCCCAUCGAGAGCAUCCCCUCGUACGCCUUCAACCGGGUGCCCUCCCUCAUGCGCCUGGACCUGGGCGAGCUCAAGAAGCUGGAGUACAUCUCUGAGGGGGCUUUCGAGGGCUUGUACAACCUCAAGUACCUCAACCUGGGGAUGUGCAACAUCAAGGACAUGCCCAACCUGACGCCCUUAGUGGGGCUGGAGGAGCUGGAGAUGUCGGGCAAUAACUUCCCCGAGAUCAAACCGGGCUCCUUCCACGGGCUCAAGUCCCUCAAAAAGCUCUGGAUUAUGAACUCGCAGAUCAACCUGAUUGAGCGCAAUGCCUUCGACGACCUGACGGCGCUGGUGGAGCUCAACCUGGCCCACAACAACCUCUCCUCCCUGCCCCAUGACCUCUUCGCCCCUCUGCGGUACCUGGUGGAGCUUCACCUUCACCACAACCCUUGGGACUGCGACUGCGACAUCCUCUGGCUGUCGUGGUGGUUGAGGGAGUACAUCCCCACCAACUCGACGUGCUGUGGGCGCUGCCAUGCCCCGCUCCACAUGCGGGGCCGGUUCCUGGUGGAGGUGGACCAAACCUCCUUCCAGUGCUCGGCGCCCUUCAUCAUGGACGCGCCCAUGGACCUCAACAUCUCCGAGGGGCGGGUGGCCGAGCUCAAGUGCCGAACUCCUUCCAUGUCCUCCGUUAGGUGGUUGCUGCCUAACGGGACGGUGCUGAGCCACGCGUCCAACCACCCGCGCAUCUCUGUCCUCAAUGACGGCACCUUGAACUUCUCCCACGUCCUGCUGACGGACACUGGGGUUUACACCUGCAUGGUGACCAACGUGGCGGGGAACUCCAAUGCCUCGGCCUACCUCAACGUGAGCACGGCCGAGCUCAACACCUCCAACUACAGCUUCUUCACCACCGUCACAGUGGAGACCACUGAGAUCUCCCCGGAGGACAUCUCCCCUAAGUUCACCAAGCCCGUCCCCACCACGUCGACGGGUUACCAACCAGCGUACACCACCACCACCACCGUCCUGGUGCAGACCACACGCCCACCCAAGCAGGUCGCCAUCCCCACCGCCGACGCGGGCGACAAGACGCAGACCAGCUUGGACGAGGUGAUGAAGACCACCAAGAUCAUCAUCGGCUGCUUCGUGGCGGUGACGCUCUUGGCUGCGGCCAUGCUCAUUGUCUUCUACAAGCUCCGCAAGAGGCACCAGCAGCGCAGCACCGUGUCGGCCGCGCGCACCGUGGAGAUCAUCCAGGUAGACGAGGACAUCCCGGCCGCCACCACCACCACCACUGCCACCAUGGUGACCACCACCACCGCCGGCAUUGCAGGUGAGGGGGCUGUGGUGCUGCCCGCUGUUCAUGACCACAUGAACUACAACACCUACAAAGCACCGCAUGGGGCCCAUUGGACCGAGAACAACUUGGGCAACUCCUUGCACCCCCCCGGGAGCACCCUUAUGGAACCCUACAUCAUCCAAACCCACCCCAAGGACAAAGUCCAGGAGACCCAGAUAUGACUUUUUAGUUCUUUGGGGCUUUUUUGGGUUGAGCUUCCUCCCACCCCUCCCCUUUUUCCUCCUCCUCCUCCCCCAUCACAAACGCAAUAGGAUGCACAACCCCCCCCCCCCCACAAAGACCCCCCCAAAAGACCCCCACAAAUGAAGAACCCCCCAAAUCUAGAAGGUGACUCUUGUACAGAGCUGGGGGAGAGACUUUUCUUUUCUUGUACAUGCUUCUAUCCGAAAUCCACAGGCUGAGAAGAGCAGCAGAUAUUAAAAUCACGCCCCCCCCCCCCCCCCCCCCCCCCCAAGUCACAGUUUCUAACUCCAAGAGAAAAGGGAGAGGAAAGAAUUCCCGUUAUCCAGGAAGAAGCUGGGGACAGGAGGCCACUGGGGUGGGACUGGGCUUGGAAUGGGGGUGUUGGGGAUGAAAAGGGGGGUUGGAUGCA
Molecule: messenger RNA, 3079 nt
Organism: Pezoporus flaviventris
Lineage: Eukaryota; Metazoa; Chordata; Aves; Psittaciformes; Psittacidae
Gene: LRRC4
Product: leucine rich repeat containing 4
Exons: 1
Coding region: 648-2648 (666 amino acids)
Biological process (GO): modulation of chemical synaptic transmission; postsynaptic density protein 95 clustering; excitatory synapse assembly
Cellular component (GO): postsynaptic density membrane; plasma membrane; glutamatergic synapse
Molecular function (GO): protein binding
Source: RefSeq, a predicted model, not a curated record